UAUAAAUUUCCAACAGCUCUAGAAUUAAAAAACAAAAUAUUUUCAAAUAAAUAAAAUUUUUCCAUACAAAUCAUCAUUCUCAUCAUCCUUAAUAUCUACCUAACAUGAGCAAUUUAGCACGUGAUAUGUUUCUCUUGGAUUGUCCAACCUAUGAAGAUUAUUUGGAUACAUUUAUAACACGUAACGACAUACGUUAUAUACGUAAUAUACGUUUUUCCCGCAUGCUGGUCGAAUUAGGCUAUAGAUCUGCAACAGAAAUCUAUACACCACAACAGUUUGAACAACGCAAAGCUGCUGUAUUAGAAUCGUUGUGGCCCACAAAGAAAUCUACCAUUUGUUUUAGUGAUAAAUUAAAGUCAGAUGAUCCGGUCUUGUGGGAAUUGUCGAUGAGGGAAAAGCCCAAUAUACAAAAGAAUAUAUCGACAAUUUUCUUUAUAAAACAUCGUCUCAAAACUGGUUUUGAAGUUUCUGCCUAUAUCGAUUAUGAGAAUAGUUUACGUCGAGCCAAUCUACACAUCGAGGGUCAUACAAAUUGGUCAGCAAUUUUUAACAAACAAACUCCCAUUAUACCCAAACCAACAGAUCUAAGCUAUUUCGAUUGGCACAAGGGCAUUGUUAACUAUAAUGAUUCGGAAAAUUAUGCUGUAGUUCAUGAUGUAGAAUAUGGUCUAAUGUUUAUGCAUAAGGGUGAUCAUAAGAAAAUUUGUGUAGAUAUAACGAGAGAAUUGUAUAGUAAAAAUUGUACCAGAACUAUGGCAUUCUCAGAGAGAUAUGGACAUGUUAUAUUUUAUGAUCAUGUUAUAAGAAAGAAAAUAUAAUUGAAAAAAAAAAUUUUGUUUAGAAUAUUGGGAAAAUGAGAAACUAUGGGAAAUAAACAUGAGUCUAAUUUUGAUCUGGCAGAUUUUUUUUUGUUGACAAAACAAAUGAAGAAUAUUUUUUGUUGGCUUAAAUCCAAAUAAUAAAGAGUUUUCUUAUUUUUAUUGAAAAAAAAGAAAU
Lucilia cuprina (Australian sheep blowfly) is the source of this 996-nucleotide messenger RNA. RefSeq names its product cilia- and flagella-associated protein 299. The transcript has 2 exons. The record is from RefSeq and is a predicted model, not a curated record. Bases 105 to 818 code for a protein of 237 amino acids. NCBI's taxonomy places the organism in Eukaryota, Metazoa, Arthropoda, Insecta, Diptera, Calliphoridae.